CGUCUCCUGCACUCCCCGUCGGCCUUCCCAAUUUUCCUCAGUCCACCCCUUUCUCUCUCUAGAAAAACGAAUUUCAGCUCUCUCUGUCUCUGUCUCUGUCUCUGUCUGUCUGUCUCUCUCUCUAGAUCAAGCGUGGCCAUUUCGUGGAUCUCUCGGUCGAAGCAGGAAUUUACGCAAUGGCGUGCUAGAUCCUGAUUCCGGAACUCAUUGGAGAGAUCUAGGAUUGGCAGCUGGAACAAGAGGAGGAGGAUUUCCGGUUCUCUCUCUCUCCCUCCCUCUUCCCUCUGUGUGUGUCGGGGGGGUGUUGUGUGCGUGGUGCGCGUGUUAUGAUUUGAGCUGCUGGAUCUGUCGAAGAGAUGGCGUUAUCGGGCAUGAGAGGUCUCUCGGUGUUCAUCAGCGACAUUCGCAAUUGCCAGAACAAGGAGCAGGAGAGGCUUCGCGUCGACAAGGAGCUCGGCAACAUUCGCACCCGCUUUAAGAACGAAAAGGGAUUGACGCCUUAUGAAAAGAAGAAGUAUGUUUGGAAGAUGCUGUACAUACAUAUGCUUGGUUAUGAUGUAGAUUUUGGCCACAUGGAAACUGUCUCUUUAAUAUCUGCACCAAAAUAUCCUGAAAAACAGGUUGGGUACAUUGUAACAGCAUGUUUACUCAACGAAAACCACGAUUUCCUCAGAUUAGCUAUUAACACUGUCCGCAAUGAUAUCAUUGGUCGGAAUGAGACCUUCCAAUGCUUGGCAUUGACUAUGGUGGGGAAUAUUGGUGGUAGAGAGUUUGCUGAAUCUCUUGCACCCGAUGUGCAAAAGUUACUUAUUUCUAGUAGCUGCAGACCCCUUGUGAGGAAAAAAGCAGCAUUAUGUCUCUUGCGGCUGUAUCGAAAGAAUCCUGAUGUUGUGAAUGUAGAUGGCUGGGCGGAUCGGAUGGCUCAGCUUUUAGAUGAACGUGAUCUAGGUGUGUUAACUUCUUCAAUGAGCCUUCUUGUGGCUCUAGUCUCAAAUAACCACGAAGCAUAUUGGAGCUGUCUUCCAAAGUGUGUUAAGACACUGGAACGACUUGCUAGAAACCAGGAUAUUCCACAAGAGUAUACUUACUAUGGUAUCCCAUCUCCCUGGCUUCAGGUCAAGACAAUGAGAGCUCUGCAGUACUUCCCAACGAUUGAAGACCCAAAUACGAGAAGAUCGUUAUUUGAGGUGCUGCAAAGGAUACUAAUGGGAACCGAUGUUGUUAAGAACGUGAAUAAGAACAAUGCUUCACAUGCUGUUCUCUUUGAAGCCCUCUCUCUGGUUAUGCAUCUUGAUGCUGAAAAAGAAAUGAUGUCUCAAUGUGUUGCCCUUCUUGGAAAAUUCAUCGCGGUUCGUGAACCCAAUAUUAGAUAUCUUGGCUUGGAGAACAUGACACGGAUGUUGAUGGUAACAGAUGUACAGGAUAUUAUCAAGAGACAUCAAGCUCAGAUAAUUACAUCAUUGAAGGAUCCUGAUAUUAGCAUCCGGAGGCGAGCUCUUGAUUUGCUUUAUGGCAUGUGUGACAUCUCGAAUGCAAAGGACAUAGUUGAAGAAUUACUGCAGUAUCUCAGCACUUCCGACUUUGCUAUGCGUGAAGAACUGUCUUUGAAAGCUGCAAUUCUUGCGGAAAAGUUUGCACCUGAUUUAUCAUGGUAUGUCGAUGUGAUUCUUCAAUUAAUUGACAAGGCAGGAGAUUUUGUUAGUGAUGACAUAUGGUUUCGUGUUGUGCAAUUUGUUACAAACAACGACGAUCUGCAGCCUUAUGCUGCUGCAAAAGCCAGAGAGUAUCUUGAUAAGCCUGCCAUACACGAAACCAUGGUGAAGGUCAGUGCUUAUCUUCUCGGAGAGUACAGCCACUUUUUAGCAAGACGACCAGGGUGCAGUCCGAAGGAAAUUUUCAGCAUCAUACACGAAAAGCUCCCUACUGUAUCGAUGUCUACAGUUCCGAUACUUCUUUCAACAUAUGCUAAGAUCUUGAUGCAUACUCAACCCCCAGAACCGGAAUUGCAGAAUCAGAUCUGGGCUAUAUUCCAUAAGUAUGAGAGUUGCAUUGAUGUUGAGAUACAACAAAGAGCUGUUGAAUACUUUGCAUUGAGUGCAAAAGGUGCAGCUUUAGCUGAUAUAUUGGCCGAAAUGCCAAAGUUCCCUGAGCGGCAGUCUGCGCUGAUCAAGAAAGCAGAAGAUAUCGAAACUGACACUGCAGAGCAAAGUGCUAUUAAGUUGCGGGCUCAACAACAGAUGUCUAAUGCUCUGGUUGUAACAGACCAGCGCCCUGCAAAUGGGACACCACCAGUCAGUCAGCUUACUCUUGUGAAGCUGCCUAGCAUAAGCAGUAAUUCGGACAAUUAUUCAGCAGACGAAGGAGCUAGACAGGAGAAUGGCACUUUGACCAGAGUAGAUCCUCAACCACCUUCAGCAGACCUUCUGGGUGAUCUUUUGGAUCCACUAGCUAUUGAAGGUCCCCCAGGGGCUGUCCAAUCAGAGCAGAAUGUGCCAGGAGUAGAUGGUGUCCCCAGUGCAGCAGAUACUGCAGCAAUAGUACCUAUUGAAGAGCAAAAAAAUACUGUUCAGCCAAUCGGAAAUAUUGCUGAAAGGUUCCAUGCGUUAUGCUUAAAAGAUAGUGGUGUGUUGUACGAGGAUCCCCAUAUUCAGAUUGGUAUUAAAGCUGAGUGGCGAGCCCACCAUGGACGUCUUGUACUUUUCUUGGGAAACAAGAAUACAUCUCCGCUUGUAUCAGUUCAGGCUCUAAUAUUGCCUCCCUCCCAUUUAAAAACGGAGCUCUCAUUAGUGCCUGAUACCAUUCCUCCACGAGCGCAGGUGCAAUGUCCUCUUGAAGUUGUGAAUCUUCGCCCUAGCAGAGAUGUUGCUGUACUAGACUUUUCCUACAAGUUUGGUAGCCAUGCGGUCAACAUCAAGCUACGCCUUCCUGCUGUUUUAAACAAAUUUCUGCAGCCCUUGACAUUGACUGCGGACGAGUUCUUUCCUCAAUGGAGAUCACUGUCUGGACCGCCUUUGAAGCUUCAAGAAGUGAUCAGGGGCGUCAGACCGCUUCCACUCUUGGAAAUGGCAAACUUACUUAACAGUUUCAGAGUGAUGGUUUGUCCGGGGCUUGAUCCAAAUCCUAAUAAUCUCGUUGCAAGUACAACAUUCUACUCAGAAAGUACGCGUGCCAUGCUCUGUUUGGUUAGAAUUGAGACGGAUCCAGCAGACAGAACUCAGUUGCGUAUGACAGUUUCUUCUGGGGAUCCUACCUUAACAUUCGAGUUGAAGGAGUACAUCAAGGAACAGCUAGUUGACAUUCCAACAAGUUCCCCUCCCCCUCCAAUGGCUCCUUCUGUUGCUUCGCCAAUGGCUCCGGUACCACCUUUAAAUGAUCCUGGGGCUUUUCUAGCUGGUUUGCUGUGACAGUUAUGAACUCGGAGUGAUCAUGUGAAGAUUUGUUGAAAUUACACACCUAUAUAGGACUGAUACAGCCAGUCCCAACCCUUCCGCCCUCUUGUAAGGAAGUCAACUGCAGAAAUAUGAUGCUGGGGCUGGCGGUGUAAAGGGUGAAGCCAAUUGGUCAGUCGAUGGUUUGAGUAGCGUUUCCAGGGUUAGUCGGCAUUUUGAGAUUCUUUCUGCACAAUUUUGGGUGCAAUAGUGAGCAUUUUGCUUCUUUGGUUCUCUUCUUUUUCUUCUCUGUCCUUUGUUCUCUUAUUGAGUUGGUGUGGGGGGGCGGGGGUUUCAGCCCCUUUUCCUAGGUCUCCAGUUCCCAUACGGUUUCAUGAGAAGCAUUGUAAGAUAUGUGGUAUUGUAGAACCAGUUGUAACUGCUUAGAAAUGUGCUUUGUCAAUUGAUAAUUAUAAUUGAUUAUAUUCCAAUAA
This is a messenger RNA of Rhodamnia argentea, 3862 nucleotides long. Its product is annotated as AP-2 complex subunit alpha-1-like. The transcript is spliced from 27 exons. The record is from RefSeq and is a predicted model, not a curated record. Lineage: Eukaryota; Viridiplantae; Streptophyta; Magnoliopsida; Myrtales; Myrtaceae. Gene Ontology annotation, cellular component: membrane coat; AP-2 adaptor complex. The coding region runs from base 357 to 3404 and encodes 1015 amino acids. Gene Ontology annotation, molecular function: clathrin-cargo adaptor activity. Gene Ontology annotation, biological process: clathrin-dependent endocytosis; intracellular protein transport.